Penicillium verrucosum is the source of this 819-nucleotide messenger RNA. RefSeq lists its product as uncharacterized. The record is from RefSeq and is a predicted model, not a curated record. The transcript has a single exon. NCBI's taxonomy places the organism in Eukaryota, Fungi, Ascomycota, Eurotiomycetes, Eurotiales, Aspergillaceae. Bases 1 to 819 code for a protein of 272 amino acids.
AUGGAUUGGUUCUUUUCAUCGUUUCUAACCUGGCUUUGGCCACCUGACCCUUGGUCCCCGUAUCCCAAAUCAAGAGCCAGAAUCCAUUAUAGGGAGAAAACGACCGCGGAGACGACACUGGAACAAAGUGGAGACCUGAACAUUCUACAAAGAUUCCGAUAUGCAGCCCACAGGGACGAUAAAUAUGCCACGCGAAUUCCAAUAAGGCAAUUCUUAGACACAGAACAAGACAUCCGACAUCACACCCAAGAAGAGUUAUUUGCGCGUGAGCAUGACGAUGGAUCGGAACAAAUGAAAACCUGGCUCGAUUAUGUGAAUAAGACAAUCUGGAAACUCACUCGAGAAUGGUGGGAGUAUAGGAGUGAAUUCGGAGAAGGAGUUGUGUCGCGGGCAUUCGACUUGCGGCGGUCACAUCCUGCAUGGUAUAUGCAUGAGGUCCUAGUUGAAGACUGUGUGAGAAAGCAAGGGUGUUGUUCUCGGGAGUGUGGAUGCUGUGCGAAGCGGCAGCUAUCAACACCCCAACUAGCAGCUGGGCAUUGUGCUCUUACGUGUGGAUGUUGCCGAACAGCUCGGGGCUUUGAGCUCACCAAAGAGGAAGAGAAUGAAAUCUACGCGGCCCUUGAUUUCCAGGCAAAUAGGAACUUUUACGAUCGGAUUGAGUUGGCUUCUAUCUGGGGAUUGCGCUUGGAUGACUAUGAGAGCCCCUUUGAUCUCAUUAAGUCAGGACGUGAACAGGUUGAUGAUGGGAAUGGCAAGUUAUGCAGUACUGAUUAUACUGAGAAUCGGGAUGACGACUCUUCAACAACGGAGGAAUCUUGA